CAUCGCAGGUAGUCAAGCACAAGAGAAAGUGGGAGGAGCACGGGAAGCGGCUCGGGGCGCCACCAACACGCAGCACGAUUGCGCGGUGGCCGGACGCAUUUCGAGAUUAUCCGAGAUUUCCUGCAGCUGAUCGGGCUGAUAGUUGGCGCGGCGGGGUACACCAAGGCGCCGGUAGAGUCGAGUAUCGGUGCGCGGUGGCCGUGGAUGAUCGUAUCGGGGAUCCCGAAGGCGCUGGGUCUGGAAGUGGGCAGACUUGAGCACAACCACAGGCACGAGCAUUGGGUUUUUUGUGGUCUUCUGCGCGAUCGGACUGAUGUGCCUGGGCAUGUGGGUGUUUGGAUCGGUCGUGGAGCGCACGGCUGCGGGCAAGGGGGAGAAGGAGGAUGGCGAGGAUAUCGGCUUUGAAAAUGAGACAACGACCGGCGCCAGCAUUUUGAAUCCGUUUGGCAGUAUGCCCAAGUGGAAGCGCAUGCACAUCCUGUAUCUGGUACUGUCGACGCUCUAUAUUCCGGUGCUGAAGCUGAGCCUGGAGGCGAUUGUGUGGGACCAGGGCUUCUGGGCGGUCGCCAAUCCGUUCCGGACCACCGACAAGCCGUCGUUCCCGGCGCCUACGGCCGGGCACCGCGACCCGUCAAAGUUUUGCUACACAACUACCAUGCGCAAUGGGGCGUUCAGCGCAGCAUACAUUUUGCUGCCCGUAGGCAUUGUGGUGUUUAUCGGCUACGGACUGUACUUGCCGUGGCAGAUCAAGAAGCUGGCGCAUAAGCACAUGCCAAACGUCAUUGGCUGGGAUAACGGCAAAUCCAAUGUUGCGUUCGAGGACGUCGCCGGUCCGCAGCCGGCAGGAAGUCCAGAUGGUGGGGCGACUGCGCGUCGCGUGCAUUGGGACACUGAGGAUAUGUCGCGCUCAGUCGCCAGCGACGUGCAGGCGCGCGAUAACACCAACCCAUUGAUGCAGCAUGUGGGCGAUAUGUUCGACAUCGACCCGAUGCAGAUCCAGCAGCUGGGCGCAGGCAUACCAGAUGUUCAACGGGCAAAUGUUUGAAGGCAGUGAGGGAGAAAACUUUUUGCCGGCAGUGCUUCAACUGGGUGCAGAACCAGUGGAAUGGCCAUGGCCAGGAGGAGGACUACUCGGGCAUGUCGCAGGACGAAGCGUAUA
Messenger RNA from Linderina pennispora, 1159 nucleotides. RefSeq lists its product as uncharacterized. NCBI's taxonomy places the organism in Eukaryota, Fungi, Kickxellomycota, Kickxellomycetes, Kickxellales, Kickxellaceae. The record is from RefSeq and is a predicted model, not a curated record. Bases 314 to 1045 code for a protein of 243 amino acids. The transcript has a single exon.